Molecule: messenger RNA, 6152 nt
Organism: Telopea speciosissima
Lineage: Eukaryota; Viridiplantae; Streptophyta; Magnoliopsida; Proteales; Proteaceae
Product: 1-phosphatidylinositol-3-phosphate 5-kinase FAB1B-like
Exons: 11
Coding region: 320-5827 (1835 amino acids)
Biological process (GO): phosphatidylinositol phosphate biosynthetic process
Cellular component (GO): endosome membrane
Molecular function (GO): 1-phosphatidylinositol-3-phosphate 5-kinase activity; ATP binding; metal ion binding
Source: RefSeq, a predicted model, not a curated record
UCUAUUUUUGAGUUCAGCUUUUGAUGGCAGCUUCUAAUGCUAUGGAUUGGAGCAACAAUAGCUGUAGGAACUCCUCCCAUUAUCUAUUGUAGUGUGGAUUGUGUUUUGGUUGGUGCUUUGCAUUCUCUUGAAGCUUUUUGGCUUUUGAAUAUUGAGCUUUUGGUUCUUGAGUUUGCCAUCAAUCUUUGUUAAUCGGGUUUGGUGGCUGUUCAGAUACUUGGAUUUGAUUCCAGCUGUACUCUGUCGAGGUGAGAAAUUUAGCUUUAACUGUGGCCAAUGAUCAUUUCAUAAUGAAUGGGGCUGGGAGGUUUGUUUGUCAAUGGACUCCCCCGACAAAAAGUUUUCUGAGUUAGUUGACAUCGUUAAAUCUUGGAUCCCUCGGAGAACCGAGUCAGCUAAUGUGUCGAGGGACUUUUGGAUGCCCGAUCAGAGCUGUAGGGUAUGCUACGAGUGCGACUCUCAAUUCACAAUCUUUAACCGUAGGCAUCAUUGCCGUCUCUGUGGAAGAGUUUUCUGUUCGAAGUGUACUACAAACUCAGUUCCUGCCCCGUCUGAUGAGCCAAAGACAGGCAGGGAGGAGUGGGACCGGAUCCGGGUCUGUAAUUAUUGCUUCAAACAAUGGGAACAAGGGAUAGCAACAGUUGAUAAUGGGAUCCAAACAUCCAGUCCAGGUCUCAGUCCUUCACCCUCAGCGACAAGUUUGGCCAGCACCAAGUCUAGUGCAACUGGGAACAGCAGCAACAGCACUAUUUGUUCAAUGCCAUACUCAACCGGACCUUAUCAACGGGUGCCAUAUAGUUCAGGUCUCAGUCCGCGUCAGUCAUCUCAAGUUGAACCUUGUACAGAAAAGCAAGACAUGGUAGCACCUGAGAGGGGCAUGGAUCCUGUUCAAGACAUUGGGGGUCAAUCUCCCAACGCAUAUGGAUUUUCCAAUAACAGGUGUGAUGACGAUUACGAUAAAUAUGGUGUUUUUCGAUCAGAUUCUGAAACUCGGCAUUUUACUCAGGCCGAUGAUUAUUAUUAUGGCCCAGUCGAGUGUGAUGAGAUUGACCAUACCUAUGGAUCACAUAAAGUGUAUCCUGAUGCAGAAAAUAUUGAAACAAAGGAUUUGAGCUGCUCUUCGGUACAUGAUAGUUUAGAUUCACAAGGGUUAGAAGGGAGUAAAAAACAGGGCGAAGAAGCAGAGGUAUAUGGUCCAGAUGGUCCAGAAGCAGAGCCAGUAGAUUUUGAGAAUAAUGGGUUGCUUUGGCUACCUCCAGCGCCAGAAGAUGAAGAGGAUGAGAGGGAAGCUGAGAUAUUUGAUGACGAUGAUGACGAUGCUACCGGAGAGUGGGGAUAUUUACGUUCUUCGAGCAGCUUUGGCAGUGGGGAAUACCGAACUAGGGACCGAUCGAGCGAAGAGCAUCGUAAGGCCAUGAAGAAUGUGGUUGAUGGGCAUUUUAGGGCUUUGGUUUCUCAACUUUUGCAAGUUGAAAAUCUACCUAUUGGUGAGGAAGCUGACAAGGAAAGUUGGUUGGAGAUAAUUACAUCAUUGUCUUGGGAGGCUGCAACACUCCUGAAGCCAGACACAAGCAAGGGGGGAGGAAUGGAUCCUGGUGGAUAUGUGAAGGUCAAAUGCAUAGCUUGUGGGCAUCGCAGUGAGAGCAUGGUGGUCAAAGGAGUUGUUUGUAAAAAAAAUGUGGCUCACCGGAGAAUGGCAUCAAAAUUUAUGAAACCUCGUUUCUUAAUCCUUGGAGGAGCUCUUGAGUAUCAGCGGGUCUCGAACCUCCUCUCAAGUUUUGAUACUCUUUUGCAGCAGGAAAUGGACCACUUGAAGAUGGCAGUUGCAAAGAUAGAUGCCCACCACCCCAAUGUCCUUUUAGUAGAGAAGUCAGUCUCCCGUUUUGCCCAAGAUUACCUCCUUGCUAAAGACAUAUCACUUGUUCUCAAUAUUAAGAGGCCGCUGUUAGAGCGUAUAGCCCGCUGCACAGGUGCACAAAUUGUUCCUUCGAUUGAUCAUCUCUCCUCGCAGAAGCUGGGUUAUUGUGACGCAUUCCACGUGGAGAAAUUUCUUGAAGAGCAUGGCAGUGCUGGACAGGGUGGGAAAAAAUUGGUGAAGACACUUAUGUUCUUUGAUGGCUGUCCAAAGCCAUUGGGUUGUACUAUUUUGCUCAAGGGUGCUAAUGGGGAUGAGCUGAAGAAAGUGAAGCAUGUCGUCCAGUAUGGUAUCUUUGCUGCAUAUCACUUGGCCUUGGAGACUUCUUUUCUUGCUGAUGAAGGUGCUUCUCUGCCAGAACUUCCACUGAAAUCACCUAUAACUGUUGCACUUCCUGACAAACCAUCCAGUAUAGACAGGUCCAUUUCUACCAUACCUGGUUUCACUGUUCCUGCUGCUGGCAAGGAACAUCAACCUAGUAGUGAACCACAAAGAUCCAACAGCGUCCCGUCAUCAGGUCUAACUUCACCAAUCUCCAAUACCUCCAUUUGCAUAACUGAAAAGGAAAAGGCCCCAUUUCCUUGUUCACCUGAAGGCCCCAACUUCCAUUAUACAGGACCUGCAAGCGCCAUCAACUCUUCUGCUUCUGUUUCUUCCUUUUCCUCUUUGGGACAGUGUGAGUAUGAUAAGAACCAAACCAUGCUUUCCCUAAAUCAUGCAUUAGAGAUUAAAAAGAAAGUAGGCGCGGAAGAAUCUUUUGAGGCCAAAGCAUCAGCAACCAACAGAGGCCAAGAUGUUGUGAAUGAUGAACUAGUUACUAGUGGCUUUGGAGUUCCAGAGCCCUCAGGGAAAGGUGGGGUUACUCUUAUUAAUCAUGACACCAUGGUUGGGAAUCAACCUAGUCUUUCAAGGUUGGCAUCACUACAUCAAGAUGGCAAUAACUACCCUGAGGAGCUGGUGUCUUCCAAGGAAGAGUUUCCUCCAUCCCCGUCUGAUCAUCAGAGCAUUUUGGUCUCUUUAUCAACCCGCUGUGUGUGGAAGGGGACUGUCUGUGAAAGAGCCCAUCUCUUCCGUAUCAAGUACUAUGGUAGCUUUGACAAGCCUUUGGGACGUUUUUUACGGGACCAUUUAUUUGAUCAGAGUUACCGUUGCCGUUCAUGUGAGGCGCCAUCAGAAGCACAUGUUCAUUGUUAUACUCAUAGACAGGGCAGCCUCACGAUUUCUGUUAAGAAGAUCCCAGAUCUUCUCUUGCCAGGGGAACGAGAAGGCAAGAUCUGGAUGUGGCACAGGUGCCUCCGGUGUCCAAGGAUCAAUAAAUUCCCUCCGGCAACUCGGAGAGUGGUGAUGUCUGAUGCUGCUUGGGGUUUAUCUUUUGGGAAAUUUUUGGAGCUUAGUUUUUCAAACCAUGCUGCCGCAAGCAGGGUGGCUAGCUGUGGUCAUUCUCUGCACAGAGAUUGUCUCCGAUUCUAUGGGUUUGGGGGAAUGGUUGCUUGCUUCCGUUAUGCUUCGAUUGAUGUUCAUUCUGUCUACCUUCCACCCCCAAAACUUGAUUUUAACUUUGAAAAUCAGGAGUGGAUACAAAAAGAAGCAAAUGAGGUGGUUGACCGAGCAGAACUUCUAUUUACUGAAGUACUCAAUGCUCUCCAUCAGAUUGCAGAGAAAAGAUCAGAUGCUGGGUCAGUUAGCAACAACCUGAAAGCACCUGAAUCAAGACGCCACAUUUCAGAACUAGAAGGGAUGUUACAAAAGGAGAAGGCUGAAUUUGAGGAAUCUCUCCAGAAAACACUUUACCGGGGGCCCAAGAAAGGUCAACCUGUAAUUGAUAUUCUUGAGAUCAAUCGGUUACGGAGGCAGUUACUCUUUCAUUCUUAUGUCUGGGACCACCGCCUGAUAUAUGCAUCCAAUUUAGACAGUGGCAGCCAUCAGGAUUCGCUGAACAGCUCUGCCCAGAAACAUAAGGAGAAACAUUCAAGUAAUAUUGAGAAGCUUGGUUUUGAAAUGAAUUCGUCUCCUAGGCCAGAUUCUGGUUUUACCAGUGCUGACUCGCAUGAAGAUACAAGGCUUGAUGAAAGCCUUAAUCAAGGAGGUGAAAUUGGUGAUGUCCUUAACCAGCCUGGCAUAGUUCAAGCAGCAAGUGACAUAGAUCAGGAUCUAAAACCCAGAAAGGAGGGCCUGACUCAUGUUUCUGCUAGCAGUGAUCUUGCUAAUCAAUCCGAUCCUUUGGAAUCUCGGGUAGUUGUUCAAAGGGCUCUCUCAGAAGGACACUUCCCUCUUAUGGAAAAUUUGUCAGACACCCUUGAUGCAGCAUGGACAGGUGAAAAUCACCCUGGAAGUGUACCACCCAAGGAGAAUGGCAAUGCAGCGAUAGCAGAUUCUUCAGUUGUGGUAGAGGCUGCGGCAUCAGCAAGGUCUGAUUUGGAAGAGCUUUUGGAAGACAAUGGUGGGGUUGAGGUAACUCAAUCUCUUGGGCAUGCAUUACCUACCAAGCAGGCUGACACUGUGGAAGACACUACAAGCUGGAUAGGGAUGCCUUUUUUAAACUUUUACCGUUCUUUCAACAAGAAUUCUUCUGGGAGUGCUUCAAAGUUUGAUACACUAAGCGAGUACAAUCCUGUCUAUGUCUCAUCUUUCCGGGAGUUGGAACGUCAAGGUGGGGCCAGCCUGCUUUUGCCCGUGGGUGUUAACGACACUGUUGUUCCAGUUUAUGAUGAUGAACCCACAAGUAUUAUAGCAUAUGCUCUGGUCUCCCAAGAUUACAAUCUCCAGAUAUCUGAUGAUCGGGAAAGACCAAAAGAUGGUGUGGAGUCUUCAGUUUCACUACCACUUUUUGAUUCGGUAAAUCUUCAGUCACUCCAUUCCUGCGAUGAACCAGCCGCUGAAUCUUUAAGAAGCCUUGGGUCUACAGAUGAUAGCAUAUUAUCUUUGUCGGGGUCCCGGAGUUCCUUGGCUUUGGACCCGCUCUUGUAUACAAAGGCAUUGCAUGUCAGAGUUUCUAUCACAGAUGAUGGCCCACUUGGAAAGGUGAAGUAUAAUGUGACUUGUUACUAUGCGAAGAGGUUUGAUGCCUUGAGGAGGACAUGUUGCCCGUCUGAGUUGGACUUCAUAAGGUCUCUUAGUCAUUGUAAAAAAUGGGGGGCUCAGGGUGGAAAGAGCAAUGUAUUCUUUGCAAAAACCUUGGAUGAUAGGUUUAUCAUCAAACAAGUCACAAAGACGGAGCUGGAGUCUUUCAUCAAGUUUGCUCCGGAGUAUUUUAAGUACCUGUCUGAAUCAAUCAGCUCAGGAAGCCCAACAUGUCUAGCAAAGAUUCUUGGGAUUUAUCAGGUUACAUCAAAGCACCUUAAGGGUGGGAAGGAAUCCAGGAUGGAUGUUCUAGUUAUGGAGAAUCUUCUGUUCGGCCGGAAUGUUACAAGACUCUAUGAUCUCAAAGGAUCUUCCCGGUCACGGUAUAAUCCGGAUUCUAGUGGGAGCAAUAAAGUUUUGCUGGAUCAGAAUCUGAUUGAAGCAAUGCCAACUUCUCCAAUUUUUGUGGGAAACAAGGCUAAGCGGUUGCUUGAGAGAGCUGUCUGGAAUGAUACAGCUUUUCUUGCGUCGAUUGAUGUAAUGGAUUACUCUCUACUGGUUGGGGUGGAUGAGGAGAAGCAUGAACUGGUUCUUGGGAUCAUUGAUUUUAUGAGGCAGUACACAUGGGACAAGCACCUUGAGACAUGGGUGAAGGCUUCGGGCAUCCUUGGUGGGCCAAAAACAUCUCCCACAGUAAUCUCACCCAAGCAAUACAAGAAACGGUUCAGGAAAGCCAUGUCUGCUUAUUUCCUUAUGGUACCAGAUCAGUGGUCCCCUCCAACAAUCGUCCCCAGUGGAUCCCAGUCUGACCUGUGUGAAGAGAAUACGCAAGUUGGGAACUCCAUCGAGUGACACUGUGAAACAUGGAGCUCUGUAUAUGUCAAGAGAUAUAUGCUUCGAUUAAUUCCCCCCCCCCCUCCUUUUUUUUUGUCCUGCCCUUUUUUUAUGGGUCUUAUCCUCUUGUUCCUUUUCCCCAUUGUAACUUCCCCCCUCCCCUCUUGAUUGCAUCCUUAUUCUUGUUCUUGAAAGAGCAUCUGUGAAUUAUUUGUUAGGAUACGAGGAGGGAAGGCUGUUUGAUGCCUAAGAAUUUUCGUCAGUGUCAAAUGGUAUCAGAUAGGUGGUCUCUCUGUGAAUUAAUGUACAAUAUCUUUGUUGAAAUGUAUUUAUAAUUGCAGCA